AUGAGCGCGAAUCCCACGGCGCAGCGUCGAGGCGCCCCCAAAGCACACUUGGAGUCUUCGCACGAGAUCCUCACUUGUACCAUCAAAUCUCCUCCUUUUGCGUAUGCCCAUCUCGUGUUGGUGACCGACGGCCCAGACGAAGCUGGAGUAGAACUGGACAAUUUGCUAGUCAAGUCGUACUGCACAGCCGCCCUUCGACAGUUUCUAGGCCUAACGGGAGAAUCCAUCUCCAUGGAUAUUCUGAAGGCCGAGGGUCGCGAUUGCUGGAUCCGAGUGCCGCGUCCAGAUCUCGGAGCCUUUGCGGCCGCGAUAACGGCGUGGAAAGGGACAACAGAAGAUGGCACGCAGCGGCUUUUGCGAAUCAAGCGAUGCGCCGACUGGCUUGGCAUGAUGGUUGGCACAGACGGCCAGGAACGAGUAUGGGACAGCCGAUCGUGCGAUCACGAGUCACGGGCGCUUGUGCGUACAAAGUCUUGA
Molecule: messenger RNA, 477 nt
Organism: Drechmeria coniospora
Lineage: Eukaryota; Fungi; Ascomycota; Sordariomycetes; Hypocreales; Ophiocordycipitaceae
Exons: 1
Coding region: 1-477 (158 amino acids)
Biological process (GO): tRNA processing; nuclear-transcribed mRNA catabolic process, RNase MRP-dependent; intronic box C/D snoRNA processing
Cellular component (GO): ribonuclease MRP complex; nucleolar ribonuclease P complex
Molecular function (GO): ribonuclease MRP activity
Source: RefSeq, a predicted model, not a curated record